CGCGGAGCGCGCAGCGCGGGCCGGUGGGAGGGAGGGAGGGCGGGCGAGAGGAGAGGACCCAUUACCCGGCACCGGACAGGCCGGACAGAGGGCCCGCCGCAGAAGGCAGAGCUGCCGAGAUCUCAGUCGGAAAGAGCGAUUUCUGCGGGCCCCGCGGGGCCGCGCUCCGGGCACCCUCCACUGCGCGCCCGCUCCCUCCAUCCACCUGCCGCCAGGGGUCUGGCCGUCGAAGCGCGCAUCCGCAGGCUCGGGUCAGUUCCCGGCCUUCGAGGGCGCCGCCGCCUCCAUCUUCGCCUCUGCGGCGUCCGCAGUCGCAGACGCCCGGGCGGGACCCCGGCGUGAGCACCAGGCGCCCCCCUAGGAGUGCACGACCCCCGGAGCCGCCCUCGAUACGGACCGCGCCCGCCGGGCACACAAGAAUGGUCACUAUACUGGGGGCCAUGGAGUCUCAGGUUGGGGGGGGGCCGGCCGGCCCGGCCCUGCCCAACGGGCCACUCCUUGGGACAAACGGAGCCACUGACGACAGCAAGACCAACCUCAUCGUCAACUACCUACCCCAGAACAUGACGCAGGACGAGUUCAAGAGUCUCUUCGGCAGCAUUGGGGACAUUGAAUCCUGCAAGUUGGUUCGGGAUAAGAUCACAGGACAGAGCCUAGGCUAUGGGUUUGUGAACUACUCUGACCCCAAUGAUGCAGACAAAGCCAUCAACACUCUCAAUGGCCUCAAACUGCAGACCAAGACCAUCAAGGUGUCCUAUGCACGUCCCAGUUCUGCCUCUAUCCGGGAUGCCAACCUGUACGUCAGUGGCCUCCCCAAGACCAUGAGCCAGAAGGAGAUGGAGCAGCUCUUCUCCCAGUACGGCCGGAUCAUCACUUCCAGAAUCCUGCUGGACCAGGCCACAGGUGUCUCUCGGGGUGUGGGAUUCAUCCGCUUUGACAAGAGGAUCGAGGCAGAAGAGGCUAUCAAAGGACUGAAUGGGCAGAAGCCACUGGGUGCUGCUGAGCCUAUCACGGUCAAGUUUGCAAACAACCCAAGUCAGAAGACAGGGCAGGCCCUGCUCACCCACCUGUACCAGUCCUCUGCCAGGCGCUACGCUGGUCCCCUGCAUCAUCAGACACAGCGCUUCCGGCUGGACAAUUUGCUCAACAUGGCCUACGGAGUCAAGAGUCCCCUGUCGCUCAUCGCCAGGUUCUCCCCAAUCGCCAUCGAUGGCAUGAGUGGCCUGGCAGGCGUUGGCUUGUCUGGAGGCGCUGCAGGCGCUGGCUGGUGCAUCUUCGUGUACAACCUGUCCCCAGAAGCGGAUGAGAGUGUGCUGUGGCAGCUUUUCGGACCCUUUGGGGCAGUCACCAAUGUCAAGGUCAUCCGAGAUUUCACCACCAACAAGUGCAAGGGUUUCGGCUUCGUCACCAUGACCAACUACGAUGAGGCCGCCAUGGCCAUCGCCAGCCUCAAUGGCUAUCGCCUGGGCGAGCGUGUGCUGCAGGUGUCCUUCAAGACCAGCAAGCAGCACAAGGCCUGAGCAUUACCGCCCUCCCUCCCCGGGCAGCAGAGAGAGAGAGAGAGAGAGAGAGAGAGAGAGAGAGAGAGAGAGAGAGAGAGAAGAGUGUGCGCAACCGCAAGAGCAGGCAGACCCACACACCUGCAAACACACCACAGGGUGAGCAUCCGGACGGGGAGGGUCUGCAGGGAAUUGAGGGAAGGGUGUCCCCACCCUGUUCUCCUUGCUUUCCCCACCCCAGGCUGGGGCUUGUUCACUCUCUCGUCUUGGUUUGGUUCAUGGUGAUGGCUUUUGUUUCUUUUUUCGGCUAAAAACAAAAAGAAGAAAGCAGAGAGGAGACCCCCAUCCCACCUCACCCUCACCACCCUGCACAGGAUGGCUUAGGGGACACAAUGGUGCCCUACUCAGGCCUCCCUUGCCCAGGCCUGUCCUAUACCGAGAGAAAGGGGAGGGAACAGGUUUAAAAAUCCCCAAAACAGCAAAAACAAAAAACAAAAAAAUAAAAAAAAAAAACAAAACAAAACAUGAAAGAGGGGUGUGGGCAUCCCCAUCCCCGCCCUAGUCCCUGGGCAGAGAACAGGGAGCAGGGUUGGGGCAGAGCAAGAAGCAGGAAAAAAAGGGUGGGGUGGGGUGGGAGGGGAAGAAAAACUCUAUUUUUGUAAAAAGGGAAAAAGACCUCGUGGAGAAUUUUUACUGGGGAUUCUUGAACUUGAAAAAAAAUCACAAAAAAAAAGACAAAAAAAAAAAAAAAGAAACUAUUUUGGCAAGUUAUGUUUACCAACUACUGGGGCAGGGGUGCAGGGAGCAGGGCUGAGGGCUGAGAGUCCAUUGGGCCAGCAACAUGCGUACAUACACACACACACACACACACACACACACACACACACAAGCAUGCAUAUAUGUGCUCGCACACACACACACACACACACACACACACACACACACACACACAUAAGCAAACAUGGCCACAAACAGGAAGGACAUACACAUGGACCUUGGGAUCACAGAUACACAACACAUAGGUACAGAGACAUUUCAGGAUACAUUCAGGAAGGUUGACCAAAUCCACACCAGAGGACAGAGACACACGGGCAGAACAUUGGCACUGCAUAAACAUUGAAACAGACAUUGGCUGCUUGUCCGCAAAACCAUGUGAUGUGUGAAAUCCACUGUGACAGAUCCAUUUGGAUGCACGAAUCUGGACACCAGUUCCCACUGAGAGCUGGGAAUAUAGCUCAGUUGGUAGAGCACUUGUAUAGCUUUCAUGAAGCCUGGGUUCAUCCCCAGAACUGCAUAAACCUGGUGUGGCACACAGACCUCAUUCAUUCUAGUGCUCAAAAGGUAGAGUCAGAGCAGGUCAAGACUAGCUUUGGCUACACAGUGAGUUUAAGGUCAGCCUGGGCUACAUAAGACCCUGUCUCAAAAUGCAAAACCAAAUAGGUCACCUAGAAACAUACAACACCCAGGGACACACGCCCAUAUCCACAGCAUCCUACAGGCCCAGACAAGGUGUUCCUACUUAAGACCCUGACCCAGUUAUUCCUCCAGCCAGGCUGGUCCAGCCACUUCUCCCUGGGCCCCCAACAAGCCCCAGACCUGGGUUCUCUGCACAGACUCCUUAGUCCACCAGGGGCCUCCCUGCUGCCCAACACACAGGUGUACACACAUGGCGUCCAUGCAUCCAAACACACAAUACCUCGUUCUACUUUGACACCACCGUGGGCUGGAGGGGGCUCUCACUCCCCACAACACUGAGGCCAAAGGACCACCCCUGUCCCUGGGGCUCAGCCUCCCUGGGUCCAGGGGGGAGGUCUGCAGUCUCCUCCCUCAAGUAGGGCCAGAGUGCUCCCUACCCGCAAGCAAGCACCCAGCACACUCCACCAGACCCAGGGGUGGAUGGGCCCAAGGUGUUCCUCCAUCCCUUCUACUUGUCGCCCUCUUUUGAUUGUUGGGGUUUUUGUCUUUUCCGGAUUGUGGGGGAAGCAUGGAUGCAGCCUUUGUGAGCCCCAGCCCUGGCUUCUGAAUGGACUUUGCAGCCAUACCCCACACACACCCUGACUUUUCAUUCUUUUAUGCAAGUUCCAACAGAAGCCACAGGCUGGAGCCCUGGGAGCCCCAAACCUUCAACCCACCCCUCAGUGGGCCCAGUCACAACCAAGAAUCGUGAAGCCCUCCCCCCGCCCCCCACUCUACACUCUAGGUUCUAGUUGCUUUCUUCCGGUGUCCUCUGCGUUUGGUGUCUGGCCACGGCCCCAUUUGAGCGUCCGACUCUCUCUCCCCACCCCUCCGUGUUGUUCUUAACCGUCUGUGGAGUUUCUGCUGCAAGGAACAAAAAGAAAAAAAAAAUUAAAAAAAGACCAAAAAAUAAAAAAUGAAAAAAAAAAAGAAGGAAGGAAAGAAAACUCAAACAGAAGAUGAAAUAUAGCAAAAGGAAAGAAAAAAAAAAAGAGAAAAAAACCACACACAAAGACGAUUAAAAAAAAAAAAAGGAAAAAAAAGAUAAACUGUCACCAGUUAACUUUCUUGUACUUUUUUGCUGAAUUUAGCUUCAUGUAGUUUUAACUUAUUGCUAUGUUAACUAUUUAUUAUCCUUGUUGGCCUGUAAAGACCUUUGUGUAUAUUUCUGUUCUUUCAUAAGUUUGCAAGUUGAAGGGAGCUGUUCCUUUUCUUUCAGUUUUGCUGAGAUGUGGUUAUGCCUAAUUUAUUUAUACAAGGGGAAGUGGAGUCAUUAAAGUAAUAAUUAUUAAUAACAGUAAUGGUAGCGGAGUGCCCCCCGGGGGUGCCGUGGGCUCCAAGGGGUGGGGUCCCCACAGCUGGCGGUGCCCGGGGCUCUCAACGGGAUUGUUUUGCUAUUGUCUUGAGAAGUUUUUCUGUCUAUUUAGCUGGUGAAUUCUAGCUUGCUCACGAUACACCGAACCUAUUUAUUCUGGUGGUUUCUAAGUCUGCCCUUACCGUCCCCACUCCCUCCCAGCAGGACAGGGACUCCCCCGCCUCCAGGAGGGUUCAACCCCUUCUUUCCCUGCUGUUUCUGAGGUCUCCCCUGCCCUCCACACAUGCUGGAGGCAUCCGAGCAAUAAGGGCUGGGUUUGUCCCCCACCCUGGGGGGAGGAUGGGCUCUGAAGAGGGGGCACCUCCCCCCACCCCCUCCCACCAAGGCCUAGGUCCCUGCUGCCUCCAAGACUGGAAGGAGGGGACUUUUUUUCUAGGACACAAAGCUUAGCCCAGACAGGCCCCCUCCCUGGAGGCCAGUCCCCAAAGAGGGCCAGGCCAGGGGCUCCCAGGGAGAGGGGCCCUUGGGUCUUCCAAAGUCCCGGGGGGCUAGGGGGUAGGGCCAGUGGGAAGAGGGCUCAGCCCCUCCAACCCUUCCUUCAUCCUGUUUAUUGGGAAAGUUUCAAACCAUGACAGAGUCUAUGUUGGAGGUGAUAUAAAGAACUGUAGAAAAAAAUCAUAAAACAAAAACCAAACCUCAACCCGAACCCAAGAACACUUCAAGUUGCGUUAGACAUUUCUUACCGAGCCCCAGGCCUGGCCGCGGUAACUGACUUUUACAUGGGAUUCUUUAACUGUUUGUACUUUUCAUGCCAGAAAAUAAAAAGUUCAGAAUCUUAA
Messenger RNA from Rattus norvegicus (Norway rat), 5108 nucleotides. It is a transcript of the gene Elavl3, whose product is annotated as ELAV like RNA binding protein 3. NCBI's taxonomy places the organism in Eukaryota, Metazoa, Chordata, Mammalia, Rodentia, Muridae. Gene Ontology annotation, cellular component: ribonucleoprotein complex. The record is from RefSeq and is a predicted model, not a curated record. Gene Ontology annotation, molecular function: nucleic acid binding; RNA binding; mRNA 3'-UTR AU-rich region binding.